Kwoniella shivajii is the source of this 4041-nucleotide messenger RNA. RefSeq lists its product as uncharacterized. The record is from RefSeq and is a predicted model, not a curated record. NCBI's taxonomy places the organism in Eukaryota, Fungi, Basidiomycota, Tremellomycetes, Tremellales, Cryptococcaceae. Bases 1 to 4041 code for a protein of 1346 amino acids. Gene Ontology annotation, molecular function: mitochondrial promoter sequence-specific DNA binding; DNA-directed RNA polymerase activity. Gene Ontology annotation, biological process: mitochondrial transcription. Gene Ontology annotation, cellular component: mitochondrial DNA-directed RNA polymerase complex. The transcript has 10 exons.
AUGCUCCCACUCAGAACUGCUGGUCGAGCACGGCUUACUACCGCCUCUAGCUCCUCUUCACCUUUGCUGCGCCUGGUGGCACAGCGAUAUCCAACAGCUCUCCGAUGCUACACCACCCCCUCCACUCCUCGACAAUCACCACCAGCUGCUCAAUUAGCAGAAGCCGAACCUUCAUAUUACCACCAUGCCACUCGACAAUCACUUCCACAACCACUUGAACCACGUAUCCGAAUGGAAACCUCUCAAUAUCCAGGUCGAACACAACCCUUACUUCAUCUUCCUUCCCCUUUACCAACAGACAUCACACCGAAUCCAAAUUCCCCUCAAUCCACUCUUUACCCUCCGACAGGUGUCAUCGAUUCCAUUUCCAUGAUAUCGAUUUGUCUUAGAAGACCAGAACAUGUCCCUCGAGCGUAUCAAAUUUUCAAGCAAUUGCUUGAAGAUUCGGCAUCCGGCUUGAGACGUGUUCCAGAUGCCGAAGUAUGGGCAAGAGUGAUUGAAGGUGUUGCAAGUCUAGGUAAAGAAGUUGAAGGGACACCUUGGGAGAACUGGAGAAAGAGAGCGGAAAGAUUGGUAUCUCAAUGGGAAGGCGCAAAUGGAUCGUGGGGAACACAUCAGCCGGCAGGUCUGGAAAAGGGAGGGUUGAAGGUCUACCAAGGGUGGUUUAAUGGUUUGAUCAGCUCGCAAGCUUCCCUUGAUCCUCUGAUACCUUAUCUUAACGACUCUGCUUUACCCAUAUCUGUGCUGUUAGAAGGUCUUGAGCCAUCUGCCGUACCACUGGCUUGUGAAGCUGUGACUGAAGCAGCUAGACAACAUAGUAUGGUACAUCUCGAAGAGUCUGUGAAGGAUUUUCAAGGUGUAGAAAGACAGAGGAGAGAAGAGAUCGCUCAAGAAGUGAUCGAAGAGGUCAAGCCUGUUUUAGAGACCGCGGGGAAAACUAAAAAAGCGGAAAAAGCUGGACUAUCUCCCGAAGCUCGAUUCGCCAUAAACAACCUUCGACAAACCCUCUCUCCAAUUUCGACAGCAUCGCUACCUCUGAAUCGUCAAAGGAAGCUGGAAGAGGCAUCUUUGCAGGCCGCUCGUGCAGAACUUGAGGAAUCCGCCAAAAGAAUGGAGGCUGCUAAAGACAGUGUCACUCUGCAGCGGUCACAACUACAAGGGUGGAUGCAUGGGUGGCUUGGUCUGCUGACGACAGAGCUGGAACAGCGGAUCGCAGCCAUGCAAGCUGAAAUGGCUCUGAUGCCUGAUGGUGACAUUGACGCAGCUCCUCCAAAAUACUCCGCCAGUACGAAAAUGAAACGGAAUGUCUUGCUGAUGUACCUUCAACUACUACCCCUCGACAAGUUAGCUUUGAUCACAAUUUUAGAGAUCAUGAGAAUGAGUGGAUCCGGCGGCAUCGCAGAUGGUAUGAAAGCACUUAGAGGAAUGUUGGCUGUAGGAAAAGCUGUGGAAACUGAAUUUAGAGCGGAAACAAUCAAGAAUGUUGCGGGAGUUGAUUCGCAUCACUGGCUGAGAACGAUCGAUCCGCUUACUCAGAAACCCAGUCGUCAAUUGGUUGGAUCGGUAUGGAGGAAGAUAGGAGAACAGGUUAAUACGACCAAAGCGGAUCAAGCGCAUGCAUCAUCAUCCAUGUCAAUGGACGAUGAUUUGCAUCAAGUCUGGACUCCUGCGUGGUCGCAAAUGGCUCAGCUGGGUGUUGGUUCCGAGCUUGUCGAUGCGUUAUUGAAGGUGGCUAAGGUGCAAAGGACGGCAAAGCAUCCGGUAACCGAGGAGGAAAUCACCGAGGAGCAAGCUGCUUUCACUCAUGCGUACGAGUAUAUUCGGGGAAAGAAAUUAGGUGUAAUCAAGCUUAACCCUGUAGUGGCCGCUCGGCUCGCACGAGACGAUGUUGGCGUGGUAAUUCACCCUAAACAUCUUCCUAUGCUUGUUGAGCCAAAACCUUGGACUUCUCAUAAUCACGGGGGGUAUUUGCUUCAUGCAGUUCCGAUCAUGCGAUUCAAGGAAUCCGCUGAACAACAAUCCUAUCUACGACAAGCGUCUAAUGAAGGACAUCUAGAACCCGUCUUCCAUGGAUUAGACGUCCUGUCUUCCACCGCCUGGGCAAUCAACCGUAAAGUGUUUGAUGUUGUUCUUCACGCGUGGAACAAUGGCGACGCUAUAGCCGACAUACCUGCUUCAGAAGAAAAGUCACACUAUGUGAUACCGGAAAAACCCGAUUCAAGGGAUCAAGAUCCUCUAAAACGAUCAGUAUACGUGGACAAGAUGAAGAGCGUGAUGGGCCAACAGAGAAAAGAUCACGCUGAGAGGUGUAAAUUCAAUUACAAUAUUGAAAUCGCUCGAUCGUAUCUAAAUGAUACCUUUUAUCUUCCGCAUAAUAUGGAUUUCAGGGGUAGAGCUUAUCCCAUCCCACCGCAUCUGAGUCCUGUAGGAGAUGAUCUCUGUAGAGGGUUAUUGACGUUCGGCACGAAGAAGCCUUUGGGAGAAGCUGGAUUGAAAUGGCUAUAUAUCCAUUUGGCGAAUGUUUAUGGAUUUGACAAAGCCAGCUUUGAAGAGAGAAGGAGAUUUGCCGAGCAAAGAGAAGCGGAGAUUUUCGAUUCUGCCGAUCACCCCUUAGACGGAAAUCGAUGGUGGCUUCAAGCCGAAGACCCAUGGCAAUGCCUUGCAACCUGUUUCGAGAUUGCAGCCGCAUUACGUUCGGGCGAUCCAAUGAAAUUCGAAUCUUCUUUACCAAUUCAUCAAGACGGUACCUGUAAUGGUAUGCAACAUUACGCGGCGUUAGGAGGUGAUGUUAGGGGUGCCAAAGCUGUCAAUCUGGAGAAUGGUGAUAAACCCGCGGAUAUCUAUACCGGCGUCGUCGAUAUCGUAAACAAGGUCAUCGAGGAGGAUCAACGGAAAGGUGUGGACGUGGCUUUGUUGAUCAAGAAGCCGCUAGGAAGGAAGAUCGUCAAGCAGACCGUGAUGACGACUGUCUAUGGUGUUACCUUUGUCGGUGCUAGAGAACAGAUUGCCAAGCAACUUGUCGCUCGAGGUGAUUUUGCUCAUGAGCACGUCUUUAUGGUUUCUGGAUAUGUCGCCAAGACAGUCCUCAAUUGUAUCGGUGAUUUGUUCUCCGGAGCCAAAGCAAUUAUGGACUGGUUGACCACAUCUGCUAAACUCAUCUCACGAUCUGUACCUGCCGAUCGAGUCAACGACGCUGCCAAUAAUCUGACAAUGACGCUACGAAAUGGAAAAGUGAAAUCUAGAGCUACGAGAGAAUUCAUGACUUCUGUAGUAUGGACAACGCCAUUGGGUUUACCUGUUGUUCAACCAUAUCGAAAAGCUCAGAAGAAACAAAUCAUGACCGCUCUACAAACUGUCUACAUAUCCGAUCCCAACGCUCCUUCCGAGGUCUCACCUCAAAAACAAGCUACAGCUUUCCCGCCUAAUUUCAUCCAUUCAUUAGAUGCCACUCAUAUGUUAUUGACGGCUCUAAAGUGUAGGCAAAACGAUAUCGCCUUUGCCAGUGUACACGAUUCAUAUUGGACACAUGCCGCGACAGUUGAACCCAUGUCAGAUCUAAUCAGAGACACUUUUAUUCAUCUUCAUUCGCAAGAUCUGGUUGGUGAAUUAAGACAAGAGUUCAUCGAGCGAUAUGGAGAUCACCGAAUACCAGUACAGAGCGCCAAGACAAUUUCAAGUACCGCCGCUAAACGUAAAGAAGCAGCAAUCGUACGACAAAAGCAAAUGUCAGCUGUUCUAGGUGACUUAUCAGACGAAACCAACUCACCUGAAUUCGACAAACAUACUCUCGACGUCGAAGCUGAUAUCAUAUCAUCAUCCGUUGAAGAAGUAGAAGCCAAAGCUGCGGAUUCAAUGGGAUUACCGGUGGAUAAGUUGAUUUCUUCAGCAACAGCGGGCCCAGAAAAAGUGAAAAUCGAUUUGAAAACUGAAAAAAUAGGUAAAACAAAUUGGGUCAAAUUCGGCGAUGUCUUACCUCCCUGUCCACCAAGAGGAGUUUUCAAUGUUGAUAGAGUUAGAGAAUCCGCUUAUUUCUUCUCAUAA